UUUGAAGUCAACGGAGUGAAGAAAGGAGCGAAGUGGACGAGUGGAGUUUGCUGCUUUAACUCCUGAAACUCUCACUUAAGACCAGGAAAUUUUAUAGACAGGAGAGCUGAACUAAAAGUAAAUGUAUUAUUUAGCACGAGAGACAAACUUUAGAGGUGAGUUUUUUGGGGGGGCACGUAGAGGUUGACGGGACAGACCUCUGAGGGCUCAAUAUGGAUGUCGGGGGAGCAACGGUGCGGCUCUGAGGAGGAAUUAAGGCCGUUUCUGGGUUAUUUCUGGUUUGUCUGACCGAGCUGAGGAGGAUUUCUAAGCAGCAGCCUAUUUUCCAGGUGAGAUUAUAGCCUUUGAAACAGACUAGACACACUUUGCCUUCACACUGUAUCUCUUCAUGCGUCUAACAUUGUGUGUUACUCUGUUGCAGACUUUGAAUUGAGCCGUGAAGUGUGUUUUUCCAGCUGCAAAGGUAGGUCUUUCUGCUGUUUAUGAUCAUUGCUCUUUGUGUUUGAACGUGAUUUUCACUUUUGUACCAUUGUACUGUCAAACUUGGUCGUCAUCAUAAAAACUGAGCUGUACAAUAAAAUCACUGUUGUGCAAAACAUGUCCAAAGGUGUGCAAACCCAUUUGUUGUUGUUGUUGUUAGUGUAGCUUGAGUGUGGUUGUCCAGACUAGCUGUGAACUACACCAUCACCUUAUAAACGUGAUAAACACACCCUCUCUGCACCCCAGCACCCCUUCCCAUCUGUUGCUUGCUUUCUCCCUGACCCCCCUGCCUCAUUGAUAUCACUCCUUUGUGCAUAUGUGAGUGACCCUUAUGUCUUUCAAAUGAAACACACAGAUGUCCCUUUGCUUCAGAGUAGCAUUUCACUGUCACUGCUAUUGUUCGUGCACAUGUAUGUGUGAGCGAGAUGCUGCAAGUGCCUUCAUUUCCUCACCAUGUGAAUCAGCUGAUUCCUCUGACCUGCUGUCUCACUGGAAAAGCUAACCAUAACUCUUCUCAGUCUUAUACACGCAUGAAAGCAGCUGGAUCUAUUUUGUCCAGCCUUUAAAUUCAAUCACAUGCAUCUAAAGUAAUUAGUGUGUGAGGAAACUAAAUGAUCAUGGUGUGUGUAAUAGCAUUAUGUCAGCCUGUCAUUGUCUGUGCUGUUUGCUUAAUAACUGUGUGACUUCAGGUUGUUGUGCUGCUCUGGCAGAUGAGAAAUGACAGGUCAGACUAAAGGUCUCUCUCACUCAUUUAGCAAUAGAUUUUAGCAUGUGUUCCCCAGCUUUUAUUAGUUUUAGUUUCUUUUUCUAUAUGCAUUUAUGCCUGGGUGUGUAUGCACCAUCUCUACAACAGGAAGGUCCUUGUCUCCUCCGAGCUCUGUCUUUUUAUGAUGACUGUCUGUCAGUGUAAAAGAACAAACGCACCCUGAGAACAUGUCAGUGUCACCCUGCAGACGGUGACCAAGCAGCUGCUUACGUAACGUGUCUUCUGGCCACUUAAAGUCAUCUUCAGGAGCUGGAAGUGGAUCAGUACAGAAGCAUAUAUAACAUCUAUUUAUUUCCACCCGGAGCUCGGCUGUGAUUGACUAAGGGGGAAGUUAGACAACAAAAUAUGAGUCAGUGAUUCUAGUGUCUAUUUUGAGAAGAUUUUUGUUAUGCAGAUGUAACAAAGAGAUAUAACGGCAUGUUAUUUUUUUCUCCUAGAAUAUAGGUGAAGAUAAUAUUGUGAUUUGGGGUUGGGUAUCUUCUCUAAUGUUUGAUUUUGAUUCCUGGAGUCAUGAUUUGAUUCAAUAUUAAGUUGAUUUGACAUCGAUCAAUAUGCCUCAGUGUUUUAAAACAGCCCAGUGUCAUUGAGUUUACACACAGCGUGAAUCCUGUCAGUGUCUUGUGUUCCAGUUUUACAUCUAAAUCCAAAAUGUGUCCGAACAUGAACUUUUAAUGAUGUAUCGCUGAUUUUGCAUUACUUCCUGUCAUCAUUUUGCUGACUAAAUAACAGCUGUUUGGUAUGAAGACAUGAGGCAAUCAAACUCAAUCCAAAAAAAAACAAAAACCUUUAUUACUGGUAUGUCCAUGUGGAUUCUCAUUCAUCCAGGUCAUGGUUAUCUUGAAGACUUAAAACAGGCAACUGGACUGUGUAGAGUUGAGAAGACGUUUCGCCUCUUAUCCAAGAAGCUUCUUCAGUUCUAAUUACUUUAUUACUGGGGUCUGUCCAGCUGUGCCGUUCUAACAUUGUGUUCUGUAAUGACUUGAAAAUCAGCUCUCUGUUUUAUUUACAUACCCAGGUAAAUUAAAGAGCAUUUUCAAACUCACUUCAACAUUUUCCUCAUGUGUGGCAUGAUCAUUCAAGAAGGAAUCAGUGAAGUCUCAAAUUACUAUAAUGCCUUGCAGCCAAAUGACACGUUGCUCUGUUUUCCUGGAAGUUACAGUGUGCUAUCAAAAUAAGAAUCCACAGCUGAGGUGAAUAAGUUUAGACAUGUAAUCUUGCAUCAGUCAAAUUGUAUUCUGGGAGAUGUAAUAGCUAACAAAAACCCGUUUUACGUCAUUGUUGUGUGAUUCACACACAUCAUUGACUUAGUGUUAAAGAACUUGAACUUUAGUGAAUCUGUGUUUGUCUAUCCGUCUUUCUAUCUCAGAGUACACAUUACAUCUGUAACAGAGAAUGUGGGAUCUGUAGUCCAGGUUAAUGAUCACCUGUGGGAAUUGAUCUUAUUGCUACUGGAUGGUGUCACUGUGUCGUCACUGACUGAUAAGACACUCAGUUCUCAAACUUGAACUAAAAUCUCAGCUCACUUUGCUCUCUGUAUCUGUGAUUCUUUCAGAUGUUGAGGCUGUGGAGACGAGAUGUGCCGCUCUCUGAGAGGCUCGGGGACGACUCUCCUCUGGCAGCAGCACCCAAUCCUCCGCUAACAUCAGCCCCUAUGGGCCCCAACAUCUCAUGGCUCCCCGAGGCCCCUCUGCUGACACCUGACCAGCCUAUUUUUCUCAUGACUCCUGCCGCUCAGGCGGUGUCUGGCUUCUUCGUGUGGACAGCGCUCAUUCUCACCUGUCACCAGGUAACAGCCUGCAAACAGUCCCAAAAAAAGAACAACCUUGAGACCUGUUUUUGCUCGCACUCUUGCUUGCUCAGGUGGAGAUGUAGAUGUCGAUGUUUGACUGAGAUUAAAAAGCUUUUCAGCGAUCGGUGGUGACUAAAAUAUGAACUCCAUUUGUCUGGCAGAUGUAUGUGUGUUUAAUGUGCAUGUUACUUGAUCCUGCAAACACACACAUCUGCUCGGGCCCAGAGUUGGGCAGGGGUUGCUUGGCAACAUCUCUCAGCAGGUGUUUGUUAAACUGAGCAUGAAUACUCAGAAAACACACACACACACAAAGGUGAAACUUGAUCCAGAUGCUCUAAGUUGCGCUUUGAAAUUUGUCUUAAAAAAAAAAAAGUAAAAUGAAGUCAGAGUUUCGCCCUUUAUCAAAUUCUCUCUCACAUACUUGUAGGAUUACAUCAGGUGCAGUAUUGAUUAUAAAGGUCACUGAUAUUUGCACACUUACAAAACGGCUGAUAGACAUGGAUGAUUCAAAGAGUAAGAAUGUGAGUACUCUCAAAAAUAAAGUCUGUUUUCAUAAAAUGUAAAGUAUUGUAGUCUUUUUAGCCUUCCAUAUUCUCUCUUGCCUGAUCCUCCUACACAGAUGUUUGAGACCUUGAACCCUGGAUUAACAGUCCACAGCUGUACUCAGAACAGUGAAGCAGCUUUUCUUACUAACACUAAAAAUCAAGGGAAUUGGUUUUCUUUGAAUCUGUUUUUUUUUUAUACCUUUAAUUACUUAGAAGUAGGGCUGAUGUUCAAAUGUAUGUUCCUGUAGUACUUUCUUUGCAUGUUAGAAAUGGAUUCUGUCAGUAGAAGUCUAGUUUUCAGUUUUUAAUCCGCCCCGUUUGUCUGUUCCAGAUCUACAUGCACCUGCGUUUCUACAGCUCACCCAGGGAGCAGCGCCACAUUGUGCGGAUCCUCUUCAUUGUUCCCAUCUAUGCCUUCGACUCCUGGCUGAGCCUCCUCUUCUUCACUAAUGACCAGUACUACGUGUACUUCGACACAGUCAGAGACUGCUAUGAGGGUAAGGAUGGGCUUUUGUCUGUAUCCUGUGGAGCUCUGCUCAUUCAUCACAGUGAUAAUGCAGUUUUUGUUAACUGACUCAGCUGUUCAGAAAGCACCUCUAACAUAGACGACAAUAAUUACUGUCUUUGUAUUUGUCAAGCAUUGUUUAGAAAAAGAUGUUUGCUUGAACUGUCUGUACUUGAAAAUCCAGUAGAAGCAACAAUAAAGACGGCUUCAAGCGAAUGUCUUUGUUUGUUGGGCCUCUCGACUCAAAGAGGUUUUGGUGAGGUGGCGGCUUCACUGACGCAAAUCAAACAAAUGUGGUUAUUCUUGAGGUCUUGAAUUGGCAGAAUUUGGAGUAAGGUGGCCUACGCUCAUCUCUUUAUCAAAGUCUGUGGAGACGCUCAGGCCAGAAAUAGUCUUCUCACUGGCGUCACUUCCUGUGUUGGCGAGCUGGUGAUGUCACAUUCAUGUGAGGAAGUGCCGUCAGCUCUGUGGUCGUCAUAUUGCGUCCCUCGACAGAAGGCUCUCCUCCUCCUCCUUCUCAAUAUUAUCUCCUCAUCUCUCCACACGAUCUUUUCUUACUCUAUGUCUUCAUCACUUCCUCUUCACGGUCAGCCAGAUCUUUCCUCCUCUUGUCUUCGUCUUUUUUUCCCAUAAUGCCGUCGAGAUCCACCCUGAUCUUUUUCCUCAACCUGUUGCAUGGCAACUGCGCUCACAAAUCUUCCUCAUCACCCAGAAUGGCUGCGUCAGAUAAUGAGCUUCUCACAGCCAAACUUGCUGCAAAGUUCCUGUUCCCGUUGUGUGCAGGGUUACUGUAUCACCGUGGCAACAAGCCCUGCUGACGGGGUUCCUUGGGGAGAGGGGGACAGGGUGUAAUGGUAAACAGCUGAGACAGAGAGAGAGCUACUCGGAGCAGAUGAACCAGUUCUUAUUGCUCAUUUUGCUCGCUGAGUCAGACAGAUACUUGGGAGGUAUGACAUAUUGUGACUAAAGUGGUGUCCAUCAGGCGCCUGACGUACGACAGGAGACCACAGAAGGCAGUGAUGAUGCUCUCUGUGUGUUUGAGGGGGGUAGCAGUAAAGUCAAACAAGAAUAUAUUAUCGUCAGCAGACAGCUGAUGUAACAAGAAUCUCUGCCAACAGUGCAGCUGCUUUCAGAUCAACACACACACACACACACACUCCUUCCUCAGCCUCACACACUUAAGAUAUGUCCGACUUUCACAGUUAACUGAUAUACACCCGUCAUGCUCUUCUUACCUUACCUCACAUGCACAGUCACAAACAUGUCCCCCCCCCUUGAGAGUGUGUGUGCUAACAGGAUUAGCCCGGCUGUGUGUUUUAUGAGCCCUGGUCGUCACCACCUUCUCAGUGAAGCAGCACAGAGGAGAGAUAAUCCACCGGUCACAAGAGACAUUCAGGUGAAUAUAAGUCACAGAGGGAGGUGUGUGAGGAGGAUUUGAUCUCCCAUCCUCGUGAGGAGCAGCUCGAGUGUGUCAUCCCAGAAAGUGGAGAUGCUUCUGCGGCCUAAGCUUACACGUGUUUAUUGUUAUAGGAAGAUUUAUGUUCAGGCUUAGGCUUGAGUAAGCCGUCGAAGAGUCCUCGAAGGAUGGAAACUCAAUGAACUGGGUGCAUCUAAUAGGGGUGGGAGAAAAAAUCGAUACAGCAUAGUAUUGCAAUAUUUUGUCUGGUGGUAUAUCGUAUCUUCUCAUUAACCUAUUGAUUUUUUUAAAUUAAUUGCUGAUAUCAAGUCAAAUCUAUGAAAAUGGAAAAAUAAAAUCAAGCAGAGGUGACAUCAUAGAGCAGGAGAAAGUUAGUACAACAAACAUAUAUAUAUAUAUAUAUAAGGUUUGCAAGAUGUGCUACAUGAAAAUAAAAUACAGUGUAAAUAAGACAAACAUAAAGGAAAGACAAAUGAUAAAUUAACUAAACAGUUGAAAAAUGUGUAUAAAUCACAAUAUAUUGUAUCGCAAUACUCACUGUAUUGCAAAAUGUUAAAGAAUCGCAAUAAAAUCGUAUCGUGGCCCAAGUAUCGUGAUACUAUCGUAUCGUGGAGCCACUAGUGAUUCCCACCCCUAGUGUCUAAUAUCUCUUUUUUAAGAGUCAGUCUUACUCCUCAGCUAUUGGUCAUUUUCUUCCUUGUUUUAUAGCAUUUUUAUUUAAGUUUGAACUCUGAAGAUUUUUAAUCAGCAAAUUCAUAAGUCAGUAUUUUUCAGCUAAAACUUAGAGGACCAACAUUCAAAGAACUGUAUAUCAAGCGUGUUCAGUUUGUGUGUGCUAGUUAGCUGAAAAAAACAAUAUGCAUGUUCAAACAUUUACAAGAGGUUUCCUCGAAAGCCACUUCAUACACUCUUUCUUCGCUUUUGAUGCAAACACGUGCAGCUUUAGUCGUUGCCAGAGUUGAUCUCACAUUACAUAAAGUCACAGUCUAAACUCUCCUCAUAUUUCAGUCUUCUUCUGGCUCCUUGCUGUAAUAACUGUUCAAAGUUUGAAUGUGAGGAGUUAGAGCUCUGUAGAGCGUUAUUUCCAGAUCCAGGCAGCAGCCAGUUCUGCAGCUACUGCACCCAGAGGCCACAUAUUGAUGUCCUCAGUAAACUGAAUAUGCAGCAUGACUUUUGGUGCUCCGUGCACAGACAGUGGACUGGACAGCUGACACCAGAGGCACAAAGCCAGAGUCAAUACAGCUGACUUUGAGUGACAGCUGUUUGUGGUCCCAAGUUGUAAAUUUAAUGUUUGCACAUACAGCUCCCAUGGAUAUAAAGGGGCUCAUACAUGCAUAAUGGAUGUCAAAUACUCAUUCUCUAUUUAGCUUUAUGUUGAUCCUCGCCUCCUCCUCGUGGGACAUAAAAGACCAGCUACCGAACUGCCAAACGCUCCACUGGGUUAAUCAGCUGGGCUAAUCUGUGUCUGUCAGCUGUACAGAGGUUUUAUUAUUGGAGUAUUUUCCUCAAAGCUCUGCAGAGGAAGUAAAUCAUUUCCAGCAGUGGUCAUCUGGAAUAAACAAAUGGAAACAUUUUAACGGUGAAUCAUGCAGAGCAGCGUAAACUCGGUUAGGACUUUGAAAUUGUGCCUAAGUUCAGUAUGUCAGACCACACUCAAGUGUUUUGGACUUACAUGUUCAAAUAGGGCUGACAAACAGUUAAUUUAGCAUGAUUUUUACAUCUCAAAGUAUUUGACUGAUAUUUUUAUUUUUAUCUGUUUACCCUCCUCUUGUGUUAGAGUCUGCACCGACCCCUUUUUGAUUUUAAAUGCUUAAAAGAACCACUUAUAUUAGCUUUUUCACAUCAAGACUUUUUGACUUAGUCAGGAACCUCUUUUUCAACAAAAUAAAAUUAAAAAAAUUAAAAAGACUAAAUUCUAAAAUGCUCUUAUUAAAAUCAUGGCAGUUGUCGUGUUAGGGUCGCUGUUGACCCGGUUAGAUCAAUAUCUAAUAAUCAGAGCAAAAACUAAAAUCAUAAGUGCACUAUCAGGCACCACACUGACAGUCAGAUCAUGUGAAAUUUAGGAAAUUCUAAUUUUGUCUGGUUUUUCCCUGCACAAAAAACUACGUCGGGCAUGUCCAGACAUGUGAGAUCAAUUCAGUAUAGAUGUCUGUAUGAGGGGUAUACUGACAAACAACAACAAAAACUACUAUAAGCAAUAUUUUCAUGGAUAAUGAAGCCUAACAAGGUAACCUAGAGAUGAGAACCAAACUGGACGAUAGAGAAUUGUUUUUAUUGUAAUUCACAGCUGAUUUAAGACACUGGUCAAAACUGACCUGAAGUGCUUUUGUGUCAUUGUUUACAUCAUGGUAGCCGCAGGAAAUACAAAGACACUGCAGUGGCCAAACUAUGGUGUACGAAAAAGGACCAAAAUAGCAUGCUGUAAAAAAGUGUUAAUCUCAUCAGAAUUUUUCAUUAAUUGCAUGAAGUACAGAUGUAAUUUUUACAUACAUACCCUGAAGACUAAGAUUGAGCACAGCAAUACGAUAAAAGGGCUAAUCAUUGCACCAUGGAGGGAGACUUAAGUUUUGUCACCGUUGCAAAGAAUCAAAUCAACAAUGGUUUAUUUCUGUGUAGCUGUCUCAGUGUCUCAGAGUCCUGCUGUAUGCGGAUGCUGCUUCAUUGUUGUGACUCACUAAGACACUUAAAUAAAACAGGUUAUCAUUAACUUUGUCAGGAGCAGUCAGGAUCUUCCGAUCUUCAUAAAUGUUUUAUGUGAGGCAGAUUCACCUGUCUAUUCAGUUUUAUAAUCAUGAUUUGGUUUUAUUAAGGCUAAAUGGCUUCCUCUUUAACAUCUGACUAUCUGUGCAUAAGUAUUUACUGUAUGCUCCCUUGUGUGAGUGAAUAUUGUCUUCAUACAUGUAAUAACAGCAGCUUCUUCUCUCUUUGUUUCUCCUCAGCUUUUGUGAUUUACAACUUCUUGAGUCUGUGCUAUGAGUACCUAGGAGGAGAGAGUGCCAUCAUGGCUGAAAUCAGAGGAAAACCUAUUGAGUAAGUGAUGGAAACUCAAGACUUGAUCAAUAUGUUUACCUGCCUAACGAGUCAAACUUUCAAACUUCCACCCUGCAAGGUUUAUAGCAACAGAUCAGGUUUUCUCGCAGAUAUCAGAUGUAUCGUUUGUGUUUUUGUGCCCUCAGGUCCAGCUGUAUGUACGGCACAUGCUGUCUGAGAGGAAAAGCGUACUCCAUCGGCUUCCUGCGGUUCUGUAAGCAGGCCACGCUGCAGUUCUGUGUGGUCAAACCUCUCAUGGCGAUCAUCACCGUCAUCCUGCAGGCGUACGGCAAAUACAAGGAUGGAGACUUCAAGUAAGUUCUCCAAACAGACCUGGAUUAUCUGGUCUUCAACAACUCUCAAUCACAGAAAUCAAACAGUCUGUAAAUCAACAGCACUAACGUCGUUCUCUCUGACUUCUUCUCUCUCUUCAGUGUUGCCAGCGGUUACCUGUACAUCACCAUCAUCUACAACAUUUCUGUCAGCUUGUCCCUGUACGCACUCUUCCUCUUCUACUUCUCCACCAGGGAGCUGCUCAGCCCUUACAGCCCCAUGCUCAAGUUCUUCAUGGUCAAAUCAGUCAUCUUCCUCUCCUUCUGGCAGGGUAGGGCCGCUGCACCAAAUGUCACUUUAUUAAUAGAUGAUUAAAAAACGGUUUCAUCUUUUCUCACCGGUAGUUCAUCUUUUAUUUUUCAGGCAUGUUGUUAGCCAUCUUGGAGAAAUGUGGGGCCAUUCCUCAGAUUAACUCGGUGGAGGUGUCCGUCGGCGAGGGCACGGUUGCCGCUGGUUACCAGAACUUCAUCAUUUGCAUUGAGAUGUUUUUCGCAGCACUCGCUCUGCGCCACGCUUUCACAUACAGAGUCUACAUGGACAAGAGUCUAGACUUACAAGGUGAGAGAGAGAGAAGAGGGUGUUCAGAGUCAGUGUUUAUAUUUGCAGUGUGAUCUUAACUAAAACAGAAAAUACCUUUAUGUUUUACAAUCCUAAAUCAACCAUUUCUCCUUCAUUGUCAUUCUCUUUUUGACAAAAACUCUCCCCUGUCUUUAUCACUCCUGCUCACUUCUUUGUUUUCUUUGUCUUAUUUUAAACUUUUAACUUGUUAUCUCGAAUACCUUCUCUCUGUUUUUGGUAUUUCUGCAUGAUUUCUUCCUUUACUCUUUCUUCACAUCCACCUUUCUCUGCUCUCUUUUCCUCUCUGCUGCGUUAUAAAGGACCUCUUCCUACAUAUGGAGAGUUUGGUAGGUGACACACUGAUGUUGUUCCUCCAUUCCUGUCUUUCAUACUGCCAUAGUUUUUUUUAGUGAGUUUUGUCCUAUUCUUUCUUAAAUUGAAGGUUUUUUGAAUGGUAUUUGGUGGCUGUCUUCUGUCUUAUUAUCUGUUUUUCAUUUAGUUUGUAUCUCCUAGCUCCUGUUUUUAAAUCUUCUCCGUCCUGUCUUUAUUUGCACUUUUUUUCCCUUCCUGUUUUGCAUCACUGCAAACCCUUUUUCCUUUUCAUUCCCUCUCUCUAAAUCACAUAUGCUGUCUCUGUAUAAUUUAUCCCUUUUCCCCUCCUUUCUCUUUCAUUCGUUCCCCUUUUUUUGUCUCACUGUGUAACACCCUCUAAAUCACCGAUGUCCUGUUCUUCCACUCCCCAUAACUUUUGUCCUGUCCUUUUCUUCCCCAACUUUCUCUCCCUCAGCUAAAUCACUUUUCUCUCCCAUUUUCCUCGAAGUCUUUUCUCCUCUAACUUCCUUUCUCUUUCUCUUUUAUUUUUUUUCUCUAAAUUAUUUUAUUUCUCUACCCUCAACCGUCCUCUGAAUUACCAUAAAUCCACCCGUCCUCCUUUAAUUUAUUCUUUCACCCCUUUCUCCCCCCUCUAGUCUUCCUUCAUUGUAUUUCCUGUCCCCAAUACUCUUCCCUUUUUAAUUCUGAUUCUGUUAAACCCCGCUAACUCGUUCAUUCCUCCUCCUGACGACUGAUUCGCUCAUUGUUCUGCCUCCCUCAGGCCGCCGUGCCCCCAUGAAGAGCAUCUCCAGCAGCCUGAAGGAGACCAUGAGCCCAGGCGACAUGGUCCAGGACGCGAUCCACAACUUUUCCCCGGCCUACCAGCAGUACACCCAGCAGUCCACGCUGGAGCAGGGGGCGCCGCCACAAGCCUCUCGCACCCACAGUGCUGUUGGCAGCCGCGGGGACACAGAGAAGACUUUCCUUCUUAGCUCUGACGAUGAGUUUUAGAGCAUCAAGUGAAGCAGACUGCUGUAGAAGCAAACAGCAGCACCUAUUCAAUGACUGGAGAGUUUCCAGUUUGUUUUUCUUCUUUUUUUUGAGACUGACCUCUCAGGACCUUCCUACAGAGACGUUUCUGCAAGCAUCAUAUUUGGUGUAGAGGUGGUUAAGUGGUUUAAUGUUGAAACUGUUGGCCGGAGAGAAAAAACAAAACAAAUAACUUGUGUCCGUUUUUGGAAAGAGCGUGAGUCACACUGAAUCAUGCUCGGCUUUUACUGAGAAAUAUGUCAAAUUUCAUUUUUCAGUUCAGUCACGUUUCCUCCUGCUGUGAUGUGUUUCUCAUUGGCGAUGUGAUGUCUGGUGGAUGUUUUCGGUUCUAGAUCUGGAUUUGUUUAAUUUCAAAAGACCCCUUUUGUUCUCAGAGGUCCUCUGGUUGUAUUUUAUUGAGGUUUUCUCUAGUCAUGCUUGAAUAGCUGCAUUUAAAUCUUCACUUUGUUCACUUUUGAAAUUAAAACUAUUAAGAGGCAUUAAUUCCAAACAGACAUUGAGUCACAGAGGGAAAUAGUCAUGGUAAAGUUUAGCAACAUGGAAAAAUAUGCAUUCAUCUGUGGGGAUUAUUAAGGGACAUCCUCUGCAGAGUGGGGGUGGAUUUAAAGGGAAUCCAAAUCCAAAAACAGGAGUUCAUUUCAGCGCCAUGGAUCGAUGUUAUUGAUAUUAAUGGAACAGAUGGAAGCGACACAGAGCAGAUUAUAGAUUAUAAAGUACAUCUGCUGCAGCGCUCCUGUCUGCAGCAGCAGCAGAUGAACUGCUCAGGAUUAUUCUGGUUUCAUUGGGGCAUUAUUUGAAUGUUUAGGAUUACAGCUUGAGCUAGUUCUCUCUAGCAGUAGACCUCUACUGGCAACAAUGUAGGUUAACUGGAUUGAGGGGAGAGAACAGAAGAGGAAUAUAGGUUAAAGCUAACUUUAGCUGCAUGUACUCAGAAGGGGAGUUUAGACCUGUCCUUUGUAAGGAUACCUGCAUCACUCAAAAUGUUGCAGUUAAACUUAAAAUUUGUCAAUUUUUGAAGACAGUAAAUAUCCCAAAAUCUUAUAUCCUUAACUACACAGAAGAAUAACUACAAACGCCUGCUUUUUGAGGUUUUAACAGUUUUUACAGACAUCUUCAGUUUAACUUUAGUUCACAAACUAAAUAUAAGCAGAAAAACUUGGGAAACUUCACUCAGAAUUACAGGGUAUUUCUCUUCUCAGCUAAAAAUAACCCGUAUCGUGCAAACAUGUCGGAGUUCUUUGACUCCUCUGUUCUUCCUGGCAGUCUUUUUUUUCAUGGAUUCAUCUUCACCGCAGACAGAGCUGCUUAUUAUUCUUUUUUUUUUUUUCACUCAUAAUUGAAGUUCUUGAGUCAUCUGAAUGAGUCAUACUGAGUCUGCCAACGUGUUUACUGUAACUACUUUCACUCCUCUGCUGCAGCUCUGUGUGAACACCAGGGGGUGCUGUGGGGGAGGACAGACAUUCUUAUCUCAGUUAAAGCUUGGGGCACAUGAAACGUGGUCUGGACAGACUGUCAUCGGUAAACAAGUCUCCAACAGGUGCUCAAGUGUCAUUUUUAUGUCCGUGUCUACCUGUAAAAAUGUUGUUAAACAGCAGGGAGGCCAUGCCUGUGCUCAGGAGCAGGGGGGGCUAUUUUUAGACACCUCUGAGUGUUGUCAGGAUAAUUAGGUUUUUACACUCUGACAUGGAUACAAACAGGAUUAUUUUUACCCUGACUGAGCUUCAUCCAGCAGCACUGACCCUGUGCUCCUUUUAAAGUCAAAGCAUCAGCCAUGUAUCCUGUGCUGCGGUCAUGAAUGAACAACUUGUGUACUGGAUGACAGUGGUGGUAUUUAAAGGCUGAAUAUGUUUGCUUUGUCAAAUUUGGACAUGUGAUUAUACUACUAAUUAAAAAAAUCUGAAUUUUCUCAUCAGAGUGGGAAUGGUGACACACAAACAGAUGCAAGUUUUAGAUUGAACGUCAAACCUUUAAUGCAGCUCUUUUCAUGUGAUACCCUCAUGAUUGCAAACCUCUGCACUUUGGCUGCUGUCACUUACUUUCAGCAUAAACACACACUACUGUCUCCUCUUUUUGAUUCAUCGCCAUGUGUCGUUUUGACCAGAUGUGUGUGAAUAAAGCUUGGGGAAAACUGUAGACUAAUAAUGUAACAGCAGCUUGAAAAAUGCUGUCUAAAGGAGGAAUAGCCGAGACAUUUCUUGAAAUAGUUCUAUAAGCUGUAAAGGUGGAGCAUAGGAGAAGAAAAAAAGUCAUAGUUUUGUAUUUUUAAUCCAUAAAGAUCUUUUUUUAUUUCAAUGACAUUUUUUUAUUAGUUAUUUGUAUAAAGCUGUUUAUGAUGCAAAUAUUUGAUGUCAAAUGGAUCUGAGAAAUAAAGAGAUUUAGCUGUAUUUGCUCC
Molecule: messenger RNA, 13177 nt
Organism: Xyrichtys novacula (pearly razorfish)
Lineage: Eukaryota; Metazoa; Chordata; Actinopteri; Labriformes; Labridae
Source: the annotation of a GenBank genome assembly